AUGCUUUUCCGAGCACGAUUAAUCUUGCCGUGCUUCCUGCUCCUCCUCAUCCCAGUCAUAGGCGUAUCUUCGUUCGUCUGCAGCAGCCCCACAUCGCGCAGAAUCGUUCUUUACGCAGAAGCCAUGGACGCACCGCCUGAUGCCCGCGAGACAGAAGAGCCGCGAGAUCUGGAACCAAUGACAGGCGCGCUCGAGCCGGGCGAGGAUAUCAUCAACAGUUUGCCCGACGACGUGCUCUCUGCAGUUCUCGAGCGCGCCUCUUCCAGCAAGGCGAUGCACCAUGCGCUCGUGUGCCGCCGGUGGCUGCACCUGGCGCAACACUUGCAGCAGGGCGUCCACGUCAGCGCCGAGCGCAACCUCCACGCGGGCGAGCUGCUGCGCGGCUUGGCGAAAUUCCCCAACGUGACUUCACUCACGCUAGACUACAAGAGCGUCGACUUCCUCAACGACGAGUUCCUGAGAGCGCUGCCCUCCGCCUCUCCGCAGCUCUCUAACCUGCGCCUGGACGAGCCGCGGUACACCGGCGUGCCGCACUUCCGCAUCACGCUCCCCUGCCUUGGCCGCUUCCUGCUCGGCGCCUCGCGCCUCGAGGAGCUCAGCCUCGAGCGCAGCCUCGGCGACAUGACGAAGCUUCCUUCCUCGCUCGCAUCGCUCUCGUCGCUUCGCGUGCUGAAGCUCAGCAUGCCGCGCCUUAACGUUCUUCCCGACGCGCUCGGCACGCUGCGCGCGCUGGAGGAGCUCCGCGUCAGCUGCCCCGAGUUGCGGAGCCUCCCCGCGUCCGUCACGCAGCUCACGCGGCUCUCCCGCCUCUGCGUGACAGACUGCCGCGUGAUGCACCAGCUGCCCGCGCAGCUCGGCGCGCUGAGCGCGCUGACAGCGCUGGAGAUACACGGGUGGUACCGCCUGGAGGGGAUUCCGGAGAGCAUCGGCGCGCUCAAGGAGCUGCGCCGCCUGGACCUGCGCAACAUCAGCUGCGCGCUGCCCAGUGUGGGCGCGGACUGGCGCAAGCUGGAAGAGUUGCGCCUGGAGAACGUCCACGGGGACCGCCUUCCGCCCGUCUCCCUCGAUUCCCUCGCGGUCCUCAUCGUCCGCCGCUGCCGCAGCCUCCGCGCGCUCCCCGACAUCGGCGCGGCGUCAGCCCUCCGCGAGCUCGAGAUCGUCGACGCGCCGAUCACCGAGCUGCCCGCGUCGAUCGAGAUGCUGACGUCCCUGGAGCGGCUGGUGCUGGCGCCGUGCAAGUCGGUGAGAGCGCUGCCGCCCACGCUGCUUGCGCUGCCGCGACUGGCGCACGUGGUGCUGAAGAACGUGUCGUGCCUUGCUUCGCUGAUGGGGGGCGGCGCGGAGGCGGAUGGACAUCGCCAGCCCGUCGCGCGCCUCGCGCCGCUGCAGUCUUUCUCCCUCGAAUGCUGCUACCUCUUCACCCAUUUUUCCCCCGUGCUCCCCGCUCUCGCGCCCUCGCUGCGCGCGCUCACGCUCGUUGACCUCCCCGCGCUCUACUCCUUGCCGGCCGAAGUCUGCCGCCUCACCGCGCUCACCUCCCUCUCGCUCCUCCGCCUGCGCAACGUCAAGCGCCUCCCCCCCGCGCUCUCCGCGCUCUCCGCCCUCCGCACGCUCAAAAUAACCGGCGCGCACGAGCUCGCCGCGCUUCCCGAAUCCCUGGGCCAGCUGGCGGCGCUCGAGUCGCUGGAGCUCGACGACUGCCCCGCGCUGCAGAGCCUCCCCGCGUCGCUGGGCGCGCUCACCGCGCUGCCGGAUUCCAUGGGCCAGCUGGGACGCCUAAAGACGCUGAUUAUCGCGAGCGCGUCGAUCACGUCCCUCCCAGACACUCUGAGCGGGCUGACCCGCCUGGAAGCGCUGCUCGUCUCCGACUGCCCCCGCCUCGCCGCGCUCCCCGCGUCCCUCUGCGCCCUCCCCCGCCUCCACACGCUCUCCCUCGCCAACUGCCCCGCCCUCCGCGCCCUCCCCGACGCCAUCGGCCAGCUGCCCGCCCUCAAGCGGCUCUCGCUCAAAGACUGCUCCGCGCUCGCCCGCCUCCCCGCGUCCCUCCCGCGCCUCCCCGCGCUCGAGUCGCUCGACAUCGCAUUCUGCCCGCUGCUCACGCACCUCCCUGACGACUUCGGCCCGCUGCCUCGCCUCGCGCGCCUCUCCGUCUGCAACUGCCGCGCCUUCUCCCGCCUCCCCGCCUCGCUCUCCCACCUGCCCGCCCUCCGCGUCCUCAAGCUCUCGUCCUGCUCGUCUCUCUCCGCGCUCCCCCCCGACCUCGCGACCCUCCCCGCGCUGCACUCCCUGCUGCUGAGAGGCUGCUCUGUGCUGGCGGAGCUGCCCGCGGGACUGGCGCACGCGCGGGGGCUGCGCCACGUGGACGUGCGCGGGUGCGGGGCGGUGGGAGAGGACUUGGAGGUGGGAGUGUGCGGGCGGCGCGUUCACGUGGAGCGGGAUCGUCGCGAAGGGGGCGAAGGGGGAUCGUACGUGGGGACGAUGCCCAGAGACAGUCAAGUGCAGUGCGGGAGGGGGGGCGGGGAGGGGGGAGAGGGCGGGGAGACAGAGGGAGGUGAGGCCGUGGAAGGUGAGAGGGGGGCAGAAAGGGGAGGUGCGGUGGGAGGCGGGUUGGAGGGAGCAGCAGCAGUCGAGGGGGGCGAAGGGGAAUGCGGGAUGGACGCACAGAGAGAGAACAGACGAGGGGGGGAUGGCUUGGGUUCACAGUGGCAAUCGCAGAGGGAGCGAGACGGGGAGUGUGAGGAGGAAGCGGAAGGUGCGGGUGAGGAGUUGUUGGGGAGGACGAUAAGGGAGGGUGAGCAGCAAGGGGAGGAAAGAGAAGGAGGGGGCGGACAGGCAGAACUUGGUGAGGAUUGGGAUGCUGCUUGCGUGGGAGAGGCGUAG
Messenger RNA from Closterium sp. Naga37s-1, 2880 nucleotides. The record is from the annotation of a GenBank genome assembly. NCBI's taxonomy places the organism in Eukaryota, Viridiplantae, Streptophyta, Zygnematophyceae, Desmidiales, Closteriaceae.